AUGCCUCUCCUCAGGAGCUUAGGGCCGGCGUCGGCAAGCCUGUUUUGCAUCAUUGGUCUUGUCCGAGCUGGAAGCUUGAAGGAUAUUGACCAUGUCGUCCUCUUCAUGCAGGAAAACCGGGCGUUUGACCACUACUUCGGCACCAUGGCGGGUGUUCGAGGUUUCGGCGAUGCGAAUCUGCAGAUGAACGACGGCGUGCCGGUCUGGAAGCAAUUGACCAAUCCCCAAUUGACCAACGAGACCGACUUCGUGACGCCCUUUUACAUCAACUAUCUCGGCGGCAACUGGACCGAAUCAACCCAAUGCAUGAUUACGGGGACCAACAGCUGGCAGGAUAACCAUGCCGCCUGGAAUGGCGGGAGCAACGACCAUUGGGCCGUGGGUAACAGCCCUUACAGCAUUGGAUUCUACAAGCGUCAGGAUAUCCCUAUUCAGUUCGCCUUGGCCGAGAACUUUGUCGAAGGUGUUGUUGCUGCCACCAAUCCCAACAGAGUGACAUGGCUCUCCGGCAGUGUCAACGCCCCCGGUGGCCCUCAGACCCCAGACCAAGGCGGCAACCCGUACAUCGACAACAACAUCACCCCGGGCUGUGAAACUGGCGGCUUCAACUGCUACCCCCUCAAGUGGAAGACUGUUGGCGAGUACUACGAAGACGCCGGUGUUGAUUGGCAAGUCUUCCAGGACGAGGACAAUUUCGACGACAACUCGUAUGCCAGAUUUCAGCAAUUCCAGGAUGCCGAACCCGGUUCCAGCCUGUACAACAGAGGCAUGAAGGGCCUCUCCCUCGACACCUUCUACGCUCAAGCUGCCAACGGCACUCUCCCCGAAGUCUCGUACAUUGUCGGCCCCAUGGAACUCUCCGAACAUCCCCCUUAUGCGCCUCACGACGGCGCCUGGCUGCAAUACCAGGUCGCCCAGGCCGUGCUCAACUCACCCAAGUACAACAAAACAGCCCUCAUCUUCUCCUACGACGAAACCGGCGGCUGGUUCGACCACGUCAGCCCCUACCACUCCCCGGCCGGCACGUCUGGCGAAUGGAUCCAGGACCCGUACGGCCAAGUCGGCUACACGUUUCUCGGCCCCGGCUUCCGGCUGCCCUUUUACAUCGUCUCCCCGUGGACGCGCAAGGGCGGCGUCUUCACCGCUCACAGCGACCACAACUCGCAGAUCCUCUUUGUUGAGAAGUGGCAGGCCGCAAAGGGACGCAACGUCACCACGGACCAGAUGGUCGGCUGGCGCCGCGAUCACAUGUCCGACCUCGUCGACGCCUUUGACUUUGACAACCCCGAUUACUCCAUCCCGGCGAUUCCCCCGCCGCAGACGCCGCACACCGAUUCCAACGGCGUCUACGACGGUUCGUCGUACUGCCAGGCUCUGUACUCGGACGUCCAGCCUCCCGUUCCGUAUACCGGCGACGGCGUGAUUGCAGACAUGCCCAGCCAAGUCGAGCAGGGGUUCAAGCCCAUGCGCGGGAUGCUCACCGAGGGCCGCCACAUUGUCCUCGAAGCAAACGGCUUCGCUCUCGCGCAAAUGACGACGUAUGAUGGCGCUCUUACUGUCAGCCAAGCCACCGCACGACACGACACGCCGUCUCAGCGCUGGAUUGCGCACGCGGUGGAGAUUGGAGGAGCGGAUUUCACGCUUUCUGACGAUGCGGGCAGCAAGUAUAUUUGCGAGUCGGGAGUUCUCUGCAAUGAUGCCCGGAAUGCGGUUGUCUUUACUGUGAGCUACAAGAGCGGGAGCGGAUAUGCGUUCAAUGUCAAGGGCACGCAAAGGUAUCUGUCUAUUGGCGGCGGAGGAUCGUCGAGCUAUGCUUCUUUGACUGGGGGGCUGGGAUACUGGCAGGCUUACAGUGUGAGUUAUUGA
This is a messenger RNA of Trichoderma aggressivum f. europaeum, 1866 nucleotides long. RefSeq lists its product as uncharacterized. The record is from RefSeq and is a predicted model, not a curated record. Lineage: Eukaryota; Fungi; Ascomycota; Sordariomycetes; Hypocreales; Hypocreaceae. Bases 1 to 1866 code for a protein of 621 amino acids. Gene Ontology annotation, molecular function: hydrolase activity, acting on ester bonds. The transcript is spliced from 3 exons.